This is a messenger RNA of Nymphaea colorata (pocket water lily), 1644 nucleotides long. Its product is annotated as probable UDP-arabinopyranose mutase 5. The record is from RefSeq and is a predicted model, not a curated record. NCBI's taxonomy places the organism in Eukaryota, Viridiplantae, Streptophyta, Magnoliopsida, Nymphaeales, Nymphaeaceae. Gene Ontology annotation, cellular component: Golgi apparatus; cytosol. Gene Ontology annotation, biological process: plant-type cell wall biogenesis; UDP-L-arabinose metabolic process. Gene Ontology annotation, molecular function: UDP-arabinopyranose mutase activity. The coding region runs from base 96 to 1373 and encodes 425 amino acids. The transcript has 3 exons.
GUACCAGCACGAAGACUCAAAGGGCUCACGUCUCUCGGUCUCUUCGUUCGUUCCCUUCGGGGGAGCCGAUGAACGGUGGCGUCCUGUGAUAUCACAUGAGACCUCCAUCCCUUCUCUCCCUGACCAUUGCUUCUGCGCUUGCCCACAUCACUGACAUCGUUGAUCUUACCGAUAUUCCCGAUUUCCUGCUCAUCGAGCUUUUUCUUGGCACACUGCGGGCUGGGAAACUGACAGAAAAGGUGCUGAAGGUGUUUAUAGCAACUGGGAACCCACAUAUCCUCUCCUUUAUUGAGUCCUUGGGUAUCAAGAUUGCCCUAACCCCCAUUCUUCCCACCCUGAAGGAUGAUGAAGUGGACAUUGUGAUCACUGCACUCAAGCCAGAUCUUGGGUUUUUGGAAGAAUGGCGACCUGUGUUUUCCCGCUUUCAUCUCAUAAUUGUAAAAGAUCCUGAUCUGCUUGAUGCUGAUCUCAAGAUCCCACCUGGUUUUCCGAGUCUUGAUGUCUACAACCAAUCUGAUAUGGAGUCCCUUGUUGGCAAGAAAGCACUUUCCUUGCUCCAGUUCACUGGAUUCUCUGCUCGCUACUUUGGCUACCUUGUCUCCCGCAGGCGAUACAUCAUAUUCAUCGAUGCUGAUUGUAUCCCGGUGAGGGAUGAUCUUGGCCAUCCAAUGGAUGUUGUGAACCAGCACCUGGUGAAUCUUACAACACCGGCCACUCCUUUCUUCUUCAACACUCUCUAUGAUCCAUACAUUAAAGGAUCAGACUUUGUUCGUGGAUACCCAUUCAGCCUCCGUUGUGGUGUGGAUUGUGCAGUCUCCUGUGGACUUUGGCUCAACACACCAGAUUGUGAUGCAUCUGUUUUGAAGUCUGGGAAGCGCAUUGAGAGAAUUGCAGAUGCAGUCAUCACAGUCCCAAAAGGGACUAUGUUUGCACUAAGUGGAGUAAAUGUGGCAUUCAACAGGGAGUUGAUCGGACCAGCAUUGUUCUCAGGGUUGGUUCUAGCUGGGGAAGGGAAAGUACGGCACAAGACCAUGGAGGAUAUCUGGUGCGGGAUGUGUGUAAAGACAGUCUGCGACCAUCUGGGGUAUGGUGUCAAGAGUGGGGCACCAUACGUCCAGAGGUGUGUAGAUGGUGCAACAGAACAGGAGAGCCCGGAGUGCACUAUGGUUGCUGCUAACCUAUUGGAGGUGGCAGUGCCAUUUUUCCAAUCAAUCAGAUUGCCGAGGACUGCAAUAAGCACAGAAGCAUGCAUGUUGGAGAUAGUGAAGCUGGUGAGGGAGAAACUUGGCCAUGCAGAUUCGAGUUUUGCACGAGCUGCAGAUUCCAUGGAGGAAUGGGUAGGCGUGUGGAGGUCCCUGCAUGCGAAGCUGUGAUGGUUGUGUUCAAGUCACUUUCGCUUUAUUACUGGUUAUCUGAUGGUAAAGGUGCAUGCCAUGGUUUUGGUUCCUGAUUUACGAAACAGAAUUUAGAGUUCCUGUUGUAUGUAACAGAAUUGUUGUUGUGCAUACCUUGUAAAAAGCUGGGCCUGCGUUGGUUCGGGAUGUUCAGACCGUCCAUGAUUCGUGUCCUAGCAUUAAUUAUCUGAAUUUUAGAAAUAUCAUUCUGUUGAAAGUCCUAAUGGUUUUGCUAAAUGCGACUUUUUUA